Messenger RNA from Pogona vitticeps (central bearded dragon), 1178 nucleotides. It is a transcript of the gene PSMA5, whose product is annotated as proteasome 20S subunit alpha 5. The record is from RefSeq and is a predicted model, not a curated record. Lineage: Eukaryota; Metazoa; Chordata; Lepidosauria; Squamata; Agamidae. Gene Ontology annotation, cellular component: proteasome core complex, alpha-subunit complex; proteasome core complex. Gene Ontology annotation, biological process: proteasome-mediated ubiquitin-dependent protein catabolic process.
CCUAUUGGUUGGUGGGUAGCAAAGCGCACGGCGCGGAGCUCCGCGCACGCGCGCUGUACCGUGGCGAGUGAAACCGGGUUUUGCGCUGACAGGGCCUCAGCCAUCCCCGACUUCGAGUAGGGGCUCUAACCCGGACCUGCCGCUUCCGCGUCCCGCGCGCACUUCGUUCUUUUCAGUGCUACUGCAACCACUGUCUCCAUCGUCGCCAUGUUUCUCACUCGCUCCGAGUACGACAGAGGUGUGAACACUUUUUCUCCAGAGGGACGAUUAUUCCAGGUGGAAUAUGCCAUUGAAGCUAUCAAGCUUGGUUCCACAGCUAUUGGAAUUCAGACAUCAGAAGGGGUUUGUCUGGCUGUAGAGAAGAGGAUCACCUCGCCACUCAUGGAACCUAGCAGUAUUGAGAAAAUUGUAGAAAUAGAUUCCCACAUAGGUUGUGCAAUGAGUGGAUUGAUAGCUGACGCAAAGACAUUAAUUGACAAAGCAAGAGUUGAAACUCAGAAUCACUGGUUUACAUACAAUGAAAUCAUGACCGUAGAGAGUGUGACACAGGCAGUGUCCAAUCUUGCAUUACAGUUUGGGGAGGAAGAUGCUGAUCCAGGUGCAAUGUCAAGGCCAUUUGGUGUGGCACUGCUCUUUGGAGGAGUUGAUGAAAAGGGACCUCAGCUGUUUCACAUGGACCCUUCUGGAACAUUUGUGCAGUGUGAUGCAAGAGCAAUUGGGUCGGCUUCAGAGGGUGCACAGAGCUCCCUGCAAGAGGUUUAUCACAAGUCAAUGACACUUAAAGAAGCAAUCAAGUCAUCUCUUAUCAUACUAAAACAAGUUAUGGAGGAAAAACUGAAUGCCACUAACAUUGAGCUUGCAACAGUACAACCUGGGAUGAAGUUCCACAUGUAUACAAAAGAAGAGCUUGAAGAUGUUAUCAAAGAUAUUUGAUGAGAGGGAGAACCUGUCCAACUGCCUCAUUCCUUGAUCACAGGAAACUGAAUCUUCAGUUUUUUCCAGUGCCCGUAACUUUAUUUCAGCAGCACGUAUGCCUGCUCUUAAACAAAGGCGCAAAGAUUUUUUUACAGUUUCUGUACAUAAAAAAGAUCUUCAACAAGAGGAAACGAGAAUAAAUCAUUUUGUUACUCUUAUGUCCUUCUUGUAUAAUAAAGUUAUGGAGUGGGAGGAAUGGUUAA